AGCUGGGCGCCGACUCUCCCAGUCGCCCUGCGACUUCACCUGCGGGUCUGUAUCAGCAGCGGGACUAUCCAAGGAGCCGCACGUGGACCGCACCAUGGCCCACCUCACUACCCUCCUCUGCAAGGCCUAUCAUGGGGGCCAUUUAACCAUCCGCCUUGCUCUGAGUGGCUGCACCAAUCGGCCCUUUUACUGUGUUGUGGCUGCUCACAACAAAUGUCCCAGGGAUGGCCGUUUGGUGGAGCAGGUGGGCUCUUAUGAUCCACUGCCCAACUGUCAUGGAGAAAAACUCGUUGCCCUCAACCUGGAAAGGAUCCGGCAUUGGAUUGGCUGUGGAGCCCACCUCUCUAAGCCUAUGGAGAAGCUUCUGGGUCUUUCUGGCUUUCUCCCUCUGCAUCCCAUGGUGAUCACAAAUGCUGAGAGACUGCGAAGAAAAUGGGCACAUGAACUUCUCUUAGCUUCACAGAAAACAGAUACAGAGGCUAUAGAAACAGAAGCGAGUUGCCUUCAAUGAAUAUAACAGUGGUUACAAAGUCAAGGUCCCCUAAAACACUGUGUGGAGCUCAUAAAUUUGUUGGGUUUGGAGGUCAAUAAAUGGAGUUUUCUAAGUUACCAUAUUCUUCUGGCCUAGCUUAAGCAGAGCCCAGAGAUUUGUUUUUGUAUAAGAGCUGGGUCUAGAUACUAAGCAUUUGGGGAUAUCAUUUUGGGGAAAAACUGUGGCUGUGGGGAAGAUUGGACUUUGGGUUGUCCUUGGAUCAUUUGGGCAAAUUUACAAUUAAAGUUCAAAACUUUCCUGCUUCAAAAACUCCCAACCAGAGUGACUUGACCUAUCCAAAUGUUUCCUUAAUCAUUCUUGAUCAUCCCACAAGAACAUAGAUCUCUUAUUCUUUUUUUGUAAUUGUAGAUUGUUUUGCUUGACAUGUAAUUGUAACUUUACAAAGACAAAUUGAUCAUGAAAAUUGCUUUGGGGCUGUAAUAGCCUACCUUUUAAGGAUGAGAAAUUAGAAGGAAGCUAAUUUUGUAAAGCACCCCAAUGUACGUACCUGGAAAGUCCUGUUCAACAUAUGUUGUAUGUAUAGGGGAAAAAAUAAAUAAAGA
Molecule: messenger RNA, 1095 nt
Organism: Marmota monax (woodchuck)
Lineage: Eukaryota; Metazoa; Chordata; Mammalia; Rodentia; Sciuridae
Product: small ribosomal subunit protein bS16m-like
Exons: 1
Coding region: 95-511 (138 amino acids)
Biological process (GO): mitochondrial translation
Cellular component (GO): mitochondrial small ribosomal subunit; ribosome
Molecular function (GO): structural constituent of ribosome
Source: RefSeq, a predicted model, not a curated record